CUGAUAUUAUUCAGUAUUUGAUUUCCAAGAGAAAAGUACGUAUUUAACAAAUAUGUCGAAGGAAGUUAGUUUUUUUGUGUUAGUCCUAAUUGUUGCUAUAACUGGUUACCAGGAAAAGUUUGUGCUAGAGAAUAAAAUAACAGGGAAAGUUUUGGGUGGAGAAGGACAAUCAUUUGGGCAAGAAGAAGAUUGGGAACAUGGGAACUGGCAGCUCUGGAAUCUGGAGCCACGGAGCAAUGCUGGAUAUUCUGUCCUACGCAAUGUAGCAAGUGGAAUAGUCAUAACAUACCCUAAGAAUAGAUCGGAAUAUCAACUGUGGAAUGUGAAUACCAAUGGCGACACAUGGAUACAGCUCAAUCGCUACGUCCUAAUUUUGAAUAAGACAGCCUUAUAUUUCACAUUCAGAGAAAAUGAUGAGAGGGACAGAUGGUUUUUGAUGGCACAUUCCAAGAAAAACGAUACAGGAUAUGACAUUGUGCCCCGUAGUGAUGUAAAAUAGAUACGUUAAAAAAAUUCUAUAGGCACUUUAAUUACCCUAAUUUUUUAAUUACUUCAUUAUGAUAAGAUAAAUAA
Messenger RNA from Anoplophora glabripennis (Asian longhorned beetle), 573 nucleotides. RefSeq lists its product as uncharacterized. The record is from RefSeq and is a predicted model, not a curated record. Bases 53 to 499 code for a protein of 148 amino acids. Lineage: Eukaryota; Metazoa; Arthropoda; Insecta; Coleoptera; Cerambycidae. The transcript has 3 exons.